Chelmon rostratus (copperband butterflyfish) is the source of this 3340-nucleotide messenger RNA. RefSeq names its product forkhead box M1 (gene foxm1). Gene Ontology annotation, molecular function: DNA-binding transcription factor activity; sequence-specific DNA binding. Lineage: Eukaryota; Metazoa; Chordata; Actinopteri; Chaetodontiformes; Chaetodontidae. Bases 187 to 2214 code for a protein of 675 amino acids. The transcript is spliced from 9 exons. The record is from RefSeq and is a predicted model, not a curated record. Gene Ontology annotation, biological process: regulation of DNA-templated transcription; G2/M transition of mitotic cell cycle.
ACCUGACGGCAUGUAAAUAACACUAAAUGGAAGAAUAUCAUGGAUAUCAUGGAUCCUUUUAUUUAACACUGAAUAUGAACAGAGUGUUUCAACUACUAGUAGGAGUCCAGCCAAGCGGAAAUUCCUGAAAGAUUACAGUAAUAUGAAGAUUGCCACUGAACCCCAAGGAGCAUUUUCACUGAUUUGAUGACCAUGAGACGGAGCCCAAGGAGACCCCUGAUCCUGAGAAGAAGAAAGUUGCCGUUUCAGCAAAAUGAUCCACCAGCAGCUGAAUCGCAAAGCCGAUCUGGUGAAACUGCUUCCAAAGAACCCUCCGAAUCCGGUGCCAGUCAGUGCUUCCCCGAUGGGAUCCGCAUUAUGGAUCAUCCCUCCAUGUCUGAUGUUCAGGUGGUUGUCAUUCCCAAAGCAGCAGAUCUUCAAAGUGUUAUUGGGGCCCUCUCUGUCAAAGGCAAAGAGUGUGGUGUCCAGGGACCGAACAAGUUCAUCCUUCUAAGUGGGAAUGGAAGCCAGGAGGAUGGAUUUUUCUGCCAGCCUGCUGCUGAAGGGGAUGACGUCUCUAUAAGUAGUACAGCUGGUCAACCAGUGAAAGCAGAAACGACGCCCGCUCCAGAUGCUAAACCACUCACUGCAAUUAAAGCAUUGAAUAAGGAUCUGGACUGUGGUCCUUUAGAUGACAGCCUCACCAAUAUUCAGUGGCUGGGCAGAAUGAACACAUCCGCCUUGGAACCAAAUCCUGCGAAGCAGCCGACCAACGCGGAGAACAAAAACUCAACUUCACAGCCUUUUCAGGCACAAAAUACACACAUGGAAGCAGAAGCUGUCCAACAACCCAUGUCAGAGAGGCCACCAUACUCCUACAUGGCCAUGAUCCAGUUUGCCAUCAACAGUCGGAAGAACAGGAGGAUGACACUGAAGGAGAUUUACACGUGGAUCGAGGACCACUUCCCUUACUUCAGAGAGGUGGCCAAACCAGGAUGGAAGAAUUCCAUCCGCCACAACCUUUCGCUCCACGACAUGUUCAUUCGUGAGACGUCACCAGAUGGUAAGAUUUCGUUCUGGACUAUCCGGCCUGAGGCGAAUCGGUGUCUGACUCUCGACCAGGUGUACAAGCCUGGCUGUGACCCAAUGACUGCUCCUGUUCCAGUGCCAAUGCUUUUCUUUCCCCACCAACAACAAAAGAGGAUGCUUCCAGAUGCAAGAAAAACAGCAACGGGCCCCGAGAGAAAGAUGAAACCUCUUCUCCCUCGAACGGAUUCCUACUUGGUUCCUAUCCAGCUCCCCGUCGCCUCCUCCGUCUAUCUGCCGUCCUCAUCGGCGCAGUUCCCCCCCUCUGGCUCGCAGCAGAAGCAGAACACUUCACGGGGAGCCAAGAGAGUGCGGAUAGCUCCUAAGGUGACCCAGAGUGACGUCCCGGCCACGGUGAUGUACCCUCAGAAGAGCAAAGACCUCAAGGUGAAGGUGAAGGACGAGCCGGUGUGUGUUCCAGUCAAAUGCGAGACUCCCAAAUCCCUUCCCAAGAGUCAAGCCAGCAGCUCUCGACGAAAGCAGCGCCUGGUUCACUCCGUGCACGAGGAGCCCGUCCUCCUCUGCCCCGACAAUACUUUCUUUGAUUCUGGCGUCGCCUCCGAUGCCUCGACUUUCCAGGACGUGCGGGACGCCGAGCUGGACGAGCACCAGCAUGAGCAGCACAGCCCCGAUCGGGAGUUCUCCUUCAAGACCCCCAUAAAAAGCAGCAGCCACCUGACCUCCUCCACGCCCAGCAAGCCCCCCUCUAAUGUCUUGCCCGAGCCCUGGAAAGUGACCCCUGUGGGCAAAGGCGGCCAAAACGUUCUGGACUUCAGCCCCAUCCGCACGCCAGGUGGUCCUGCAGUCACGCCGCGGCCUGACUACACCACCUUCAGCUUCAACAGCACUCCCUUUAAAGACUUGCCUCUGUUCAGCUCCCCCAGAGAGCUGCUCACGUCAGCCCCCUCCAGGGCGACCGGACCAACGGACUCUCCCAUCGAAUGCCUCAGGAGCAGCUGCUCCAGAGAGCUGCUGCAGGCGGGAGGCGCCACACCGGCGAACCGCUCAGUCACUGAGGGCCUCGUGCUGGACACAAUGAACGACAGCCUGAGCAAGAUACUGGUGGACAUUAGCUUCACUGGUCUGGAUGAUGAGGACUUGGGUAUCGCCAAUAUCAGCUGGUCCGAAUUCCUCCCUCAGUUAAAGUAGCCUGAGAGCUGAAACACAUUAUAUUUCAGUUACGUGGAUGUGUCCUCUGUUUUCCAGAACACUACAGGCUGGAAACAUCACACAGAAAGAGCGAAGCAGAUGCAAACGAGGGAAAAGUUACCAUUUGAGAAAACUGUCAGAAUUGGAGACAGUUAAUUAAGAUUAUAUGACCUGGAUUAGAGGAAGAUGAGUGAACAUAGUUUUAGAUUAAAGCUAAAAUCCACAAUGUUGCGUCAUUGUUAUGUCUUACCUGGUGGGAGACACGCUUCCUGGGACUGACCCUGAAAAUGGCCUCUAAUUUCAAACUAAAUCAACUUAAAAGUGACACUAAAAGCUGUGGGUUUGCAGCUUUGAUUGAAUGGAUGCACUCUUCCAUUCAGCUGCUGCACUUUUACAGCUUUAACGCUCGAGGAAGCCCAUUUGCUUUUAAAGAAUUUGCUUUCGUUUGCAUCUGCUUUGCUUUUCUCUGGAUGUUUCUGGCUGCUGUUGUGAUAAAAGUCAGAAAAUGAUCUGUUGUCAACGGGUCAAUUAGCAAAGCCUCACAUUGUUCCUCUCAUCACUCAGUAACUCUCUGCGCUGUCUGUAAAAAUGUCAAUGUGGGAACUUUGAACAUAGUCCUCUUUUCGUUGUCAUUUAUCCCACCUGUCAUAUCUGUCUGUGCCGUUGAAGGAAUCGCCCGAGAGGAGUGACACGUCUAAGUGUACAUGUAUGUUGAUUUGCACAUUUUAAUAUAUUAUUUAGCUUUUAUGUAUGUAAAUGGAAAGACAUUAUAUUGCCUGAUAAGCCAGUUCUUUUGAUUCGGGCGCCUCCUGGAAUCGCCUUUUAGAGCUUUUAGAUCGUGAUCGAGAUCGUUAUUAGCAAUAAACAACAGCGAAGUAAUCCAGCUGGCACUAACAGCAGCGAGACUGCCUCUGUACGUUGAUCUGUCUUCACCUUUUAACUUGUUAAUUUUCUUCCAGUACUUGUUCAUCAGUAUGCCGCUUUGUACCUGCAGAGAGGGACAUUCUGCAUGCAAUGACUCCUCAUGCCAGCACUCGUAUUUGAAGUCUGCUGGGAACAACACGCUUCAUAUUUUGUGUCCGUCUAGCACAGAUUGUGUCAGUUGUGAAUAAAGAUGCAAACAGCC